Molecule: messenger RNA, 2288 nt
Organism: Drosophila grimshawi
Lineage: Eukaryota; Metazoa; Arthropoda; Insecta; Diptera; Drosophilidae
Gene: E23
Product: ABC transporter G family member 21
Exons: 7
Coding region: 160-2079 (639 amino acids)
Cellular component (GO): plasma membrane
Molecular function (GO): ATP binding; ATP hydrolysis activity; ABC-type transporter activity
Source: RefSeq, a predicted model, not a curated record
GGCCAACACCAGCAACAACAACAGCAGCAACAGCAACAGCAACAACAGAAACUACCCACAUUACAGUUGACAUUUCAGAAUUUAAACGUGUUGCACAACGAACGCAAAAUACUUUCCGAUGUGAGUGGAUUAGUCAGUCCCGGCGAGGUGCUGGCCAUUAUGGGACCCUCGGGCAGUGGCAAAACAACAUUGCUGGAUUGCCUCAGCGGUCAGCGGCACUUUGAGAGCGGCGGCGUUUAUCUCAACCGCGAGCCGCUCUCAAAGAAGUGGCGCCGCAAGAUUGGCUAUGUGCUCCAAGAGGAGAUCUUUUUCACACAGCUAACGUUGCGCGAGACCGUCAUGUAUACGGCGCUGCUGCGUCUACCCGAGUCAAUGGCGCGUGCCGAGAAGAUGCGUCUCGUCGAUCACAUUUUGGACACGCUGGAGCUCACCGGUUGCCAGCAGACCAAGUUUGGUGAUUACCUCAAUCGCGGUCUCUCUGGCGGGGAGAAGAAGCGCGCCAACAUCGCCUGCGAACUGUUGACGAAUCCACUCCUCAUGCUGCUCGAUGAGCCGACUUCCGGUCUGGAUAGCCACUCGGCCAUUUCGCUGAUGAAGGUGCUGAAGCGUUACGCACAGCUGGAGCAGAAGACGAUUGUGAUAAGCGUACAUCAGCCGUCGUCGCAGAUGUUUCACAUGUUUGAUAAGCUGCUGCUGUUGCAUCAGGGACGCACCGCCUACUUUGGCGAGGUGAACAAUAUCUACCGGCACUUUGAGGACAUUGGAGUGACCAUCCAGCCACACUAUAAUCCCGCAGACUUUGUGUUGGAGCAAUUAAAGUCGUAUCCGGAUAUACGCGAGAAGCUGUUCAUAGCCGCCAGAGAAUCGCAUGGCAACUAUUUGAAUCGCAAUUGCAUAAGCAGCCAUCAGGAAAGCCCAGAUAAGUUCAAGCAGCAGCACGACACCAUUCUGAUCAACGACAUGAUCAACGACUAUUACAAUCAGCGGCAUCACAAUCAUCAGCAUCAUCACAAUCACAAUCACAAUCAUCAUCAGCAUCGUCAUCAUCAGUAUGCUGAUUUACAUCACACAACGAACAGCUGCGAAGCGGAUGAGGAAGCUGCUCAGCAUUUAGUUUGGUGCGGCGCCGAUUCGCAAUCGAAUUUCAGUUCCUGUGCCUCCAGUGAUUGCCAAUCGUAUUGCGUUGGCAAGUGUUCCGCCAGCGAUGACGAUUGGCUUUCGUAUCCCACACGUUUCCACACACAGUUCAGUGUGCUCUCCAGCCGCAACUUCAAGGAGGCCAAGCCACGCAUGUUGUCCAAACUGAAUUGGUUCCAGACCAUUGGUUUGGCGCUGAUGGCGGGCGCCAUUUGGUUUCAGCUUCCGCGCACCGAGGAGUUCCUGCACGAUCUCCAGGGCUGGAUGUUCUUCUCGCAAACCUAUUGGAUGCUCUUUGCGCUCUUCGGUGCGCUCAAUUCAUUUCCUUCGGAACGUGAGGUGAUCAGCAAGGAGCGUCGUUCGGGCGCCUAUCGCCUCUCUGCCUACUAUCUGGCCAAAAUGUGUGCAGAGCUACCUUUGGUCAUAACGCUGCCCACUGUCUACCUCAUGAUUAGUUAUCCGAUGCUGGGCUGCAGCAGUUUUAAGCUCUUCUUUUUGAUGCUCAUCUUUCUGCUCUUGAAUACGAUUGUGGCGCAAAGUGUUGGCUUCUUCAUUGGCGCCUGUUGCAUGGACAUGAAUGUGAGUAUUACGCUGAGUGCAUUAUAUACGCUGGCCACGCAACUCUUUGGCGGCUAUCUAUCGUCACGCAUUCCGGAAGGUCUCAGCUGGAUACGCUACACAUCGAUGAUACACUAUGCAUACCAGAAUAUGCAAAUACUUGAGUUCCGCGAGGGACCAGCUAUUAGCUGUGGAUCGCCGAGCAGCUAUGAGAUAUGCAAACAGCAGACAACCGAAUUCAUUCCAUAUGAGGAAAUACUCAAAGCACAAAACUCCACAUCACCACUCUGGCUAAAUACGCUCGUAUUGAUGAUGUUCUUUCUGGUAUUUCGCGGCCUCGGCUAUGCGGUAUUGCGCUAUCUGCGCUGCCCCAAAAAGACGUGAUACAGCUGACAACGAACCAGUGAUACGUAAUUAGUAGCAUGUGAAAAAUACAAACUAAGCACAAUACACUAAACACUAAACACUAAACACUAUAUUAAAAUGCUCCUACUAAACCUAAUGUUGAACAAAUUGCAAACGUGCGCCAAUUUUGUGAUUCAAUUUUCAAGCCACAUUUAUUAUUAAUUAUUAUCAGCUACAUUUAGUUUAUU